AUGGGAAACAUCGAUCACUCUCCAAGGAAGAUGCUGGCGGCCUGGCUCCAGUCUCCAGCCUCCGCUUUCGACCACAGUAUAUCAAGCAAUAUCUUGGGAUUCUCACUGGAAAGGACAGGGCAAACUGGCCAGGACAAAGAAUUGGCUAACCCCGCUUGCAAUGAUUUAAAUUCUGAUAACAUGCCGCAAAGGGCUCAAGGGAGGAUCAUUGUCCUCCAUGAAUAA
This is a messenger RNA of Dovyalis caffra, 225 nucleotides long. The record is from the annotation of a GenBank genome assembly. Lineage: Eukaryota; Viridiplantae; Streptophyta; Magnoliopsida; Malpighiales; Salicaceae.